AUGGCGGCCGUAGCAGGAGCUCUUCUCCCGCCGCUGCUCCCGACGCCGCCCAGGAGCGAGAUGCUGCCGAUCCUCCCGACCCCGCCCAAGAGCAAGAUGCUGCCUCUGUUGCCGACGCCGCACGGUGUCGUCCUCACCAUGCUGGUGUCCGCCAUGUCAGGCCGCGCUGACUUCGUCCAGAGGUGGGACUGGAACAAGACGGGCAAAAAGCCAUGCAGCUCCAUCUGCUCGUCGUUGUCGUCGUUGUCAUUGUCGUCGUCGGGCAGCGAGAGCACCGGUCGUGCCGACUCCGUCGACCAGUGGGACUCCGACAAGAAAUACAAGAAGCCCCGCACCACCGUGUCGUCGUCGUCGUCAUCGUCAUCGUCAUCUUCAUACAGCGCCGGGAGACCCGGACGCGCCGACUCCGUUGAACGCUGGGACAGCAAGAAACUCACGACCUCGUGCAGCGCGUCCCUGCCCACAGGUCGUGGCCGCCAUGACGACAACAACAAGCGCCUUCCUAGCCCUGGUCGCGCGUCCUCAGGAGAGUGCUGGGACUUACACAAGAAGCCUCGUCCGGAGUACGUGGGCAGGCUUCCUCAGACUAACGCAACGGCCACAACACCGCAGAAGGCCGUGUUCGCCGGGCCCUGCUUCUACGCCUCGCCGGACCCGAGCAUGCUUCCCAUGCCCUCCUUCUUUCUGCGCAGCUAA
Molecule: messenger RNA, 696 nt
Organism: Triticum turgidum subsp. durum (durum wheat)
Lineage: Eukaryota; Viridiplantae; Streptophyta; Magnoliopsida; Poales; Poaceae
Source: the annotation of a GenBank genome assembly